UAUUGAGCCAACUUUCAAACUGCGUGCAAUCGAAGGCGCCCUCAGCAAGUCAGGUCCGAACAAGAGACAAAUAAACAGACAAAAGGGAACGGAAGUUGCAACCAUCACCCAAACAGCGAUGAACGAUUGACUUUCCAUUUUUGUGGCCAAUGUUGCCGUGUGACUGAGACUCCGAAACGUUGUGAGUGACUUCAGCUAUGGCAGAGGCUUCGAAUAAAGAAGAGUCUACUACGGAGAUCCUGAAGGAUAAAGCAGAAGAUAAUGAAGAUUCAACAGAGACGACAAAAACACAGCAGUCGCAGCCCAAGAUAGAAGAGGAAGAGGAGCUAGAAUGUGCUGUUUGCCUCCAGAAGUGUGUGCAUCCUGUUCGCCUGCCAUGCUCUCACAUUUUCUGCUUUUUGUGUGUAAAGGGUGUAGCCAACCAGAGCAAACGUUGUGCCAUGUGCCGGCAGGAGAUACCAGCAGACUUUCUGGAUCACCCUACUCUUCUCUCUGCUAUUGAAAUGGAAAAGGAAGAAAUUCAUCCUGGAGGAUACCAAUGGUUUUAUGAAGGUCGAAAUGGUUGGUGGCAGUAUGAUGAGCGGACCAGUCACGAAUUAGAAGCAGCCUACGGUUCCGGUCAACGUGCCUGUGAAGUUCUUGUUGCUGGCUUUUUAUACAUCAUUGAUUUUGACAGGAUGGUUCAGUUGAGACGUAAUGAUCCUAGUCGAAGACGCCGCAUCAAGAGGGACCUGAGUUCUAUCCCUAAGAAGGGUGUUGCUGGUAUUAAACUUCCAAGCCAGUUGGAAGCUGAAUUAUCAGCACUUCAUUCUGCUGCUCAUGCCAUUCAUGUUCCAACUUCAGGGGAUUCCAGUUUAAGUCAUGAAUUUGGAGAUGGUCACCUAAUGGGACCAUCAGCUAAUAACAAUGAUUUGUGCCCACCAACACCCACAGCACCAAGCAAUACUCCUCAAACACCACACACACCUAGUGCCACAAGUAGUAGUAGUGGGUCACCUGACACCAGUGAGCCAACACACAUACAUGCCCUCUCCGCCGAUUCUCACCGUCAUCACUAUCACAUCCCUCAUCACCACCAUCAUUUGCAUUUUCACCACCCUGUUCACAUCCCUCAUUUUUUAGCUCAUAAUCUAACUACUAGUGCUGAUCACAGUAUCUUGUCUCACACUGUACAUUCUCAUCAAGCCCCACACCACCACCACAGUCAGGUUCAGCAGCGUCAUUUGUCACAUCACCCAAUUCCUGAGCUGUCUCCCACCGAUAGUGAUGUUAAUGAAACUCAUCCUGCAAAUCAGUCGCGCUCGGUUCAUACUCCACCACCGCCACCACCCCCACCUGAUCUUGAAGAGGCUGUUUACCAAAUGGACCAAUUAUCACUCUCUGCAGAUAUUCCUGAGUAUUAUCCUCUUGAUGCUGCUGAAGUGUCAACAACAGAGGAAACAGAACAGUACCAUUUGCAUCUAUCUUCAGAGGAUGAGCAACUUUAAUGUUUCGGGAUUCUAAUUGUAAUGUCUGUGAUCUAUUAUUUUUAAAAACAUGGUAUUUUUUUCAUUUUCUUGGAAUGUGUGAUGAACUUAUUUCAAGUAUCAACUAAUAAAGUGCAGUGGAAAAUUU
Molecule: messenger RNA, 1614 nt
Organism: Macrobrachium nipponense
Lineage: Eukaryota; Metazoa; Arthropoda; Malacostraca; Decapoda; Palaemonidae
Product: E3 ubiquitin-protein ligase RNF146-like
Exons: 4
Coding region: 198-1487 (429 amino acids)
Biological process (GO): Wnt signaling pathway; ubiquitin-dependent protein catabolic process
Cellular component (GO): cytoplasm; nucleus
Molecular function (GO): zinc ion binding; poly-ADP-D-ribose binding; ubiquitin protein ligase activity
Source: RefSeq, a predicted model, not a curated record